GGCAACAUAAUUGCACCUCCUAAGGAAGCCUUCCAUGAUGUGUCAUAUUGGAUUAGGAUGAGCACUAUAGACAGUCUCCUAAUUGAUGGUGGUGGCAAUGGAAGUAUCGACGGCUCUGGUUCUACUUGGUGGGAUUGUGCUAGUUGCCCUCGACCUCCUGUCCUACAUUUCCAUGCUUGCAACGACUUUAGUGUUGCUAACCUGAAGGUGGGUAAUGGUCCACGAUCUCAUAUAGCCAUCGAUGGUUGCAACAAUGCAAAAUUCUCCAAUUUAUUAGUCAACGCUUCUUCUACUAGCCCUAACACUGAUGGCUUUGACAUUGCUUCUUCUAAAUAUAUUUUAAUAGAAGAUUCCAUCAUUAGCACCGGUGAUGAUUGUAUUGCUAUCAAUGGCGGCUCCUCAUUCAUCGAUGCUACUCGUAUUUCAUGUGGACCAGGCCAUGGGAUAAGCGUUGGCAGCCUUGGUAAAAAUAAUGUUCAUGAGACAGUUGAAGAGAUUCAUGUACAUAAUAUCAGCUUUAUUGGAACCACAAAUGGAGCAAGAAUCAAGACAUAUCCAGGCGGAUCAGGUUAUGCAAAGAAUAUUACUUUUGAGCAAAUUAAUCUUACAAAUGUUACCUAUCCAAUAAUUAUCGACCAACACUAUGCAGUUAAAGAUGCAACGGAAUCAGCUGUACUGGUGAGUGACGUAACAUAUCGUGGAUUUAAUGGAACGGCAUUUUAUGACGUUGCUAUUAAGCUAGACUGUAGUCCAUUGGGUUGUUCCAAUAUUGUAUUGGAUGACAUUAACAUUGUCUCUUCUCGAAUUGGAAAGACUGUCGGUGCCUUUUGCCAAAAUCUUCAUGGAACAAUUAAAUCCACAAUUCCAUCGGUCUCAUGCACAUAA
This is a messenger RNA of Cicer arietinum (chickpea), 885 nucleotides long. The record is from RefSeq and is a predicted model, not a curated record. Lineage: Eukaryota; Viridiplantae; Streptophyta; Magnoliopsida; Fabales; Fabaceae.